This is a messenger RNA of Dermacentor silvarum, 621 nucleotides long. Its product is annotated as peptidyl-prolyl cis-trans isomerase-like 3. Gene Ontology annotation, molecular function: peptidyl-prolyl cis-trans isomerase activity. Gene Ontology annotation, biological process: protein folding; protein peptidyl-prolyl isomerization. Lineage: Eukaryota; Metazoa; Arthropoda; Arachnida; Ixodida; Ixodidae. Gene Ontology annotation, cellular component: catalytic step 2 spliceosome. Bases 99 to 584 code for a protein of 161 amino acids. The record is from RefSeq and is a predicted model, not a curated record. The transcript has 6 exons.
UUGGCCGACCGUAGACCGCCGUAGACGUACGACGCGCGUUUUCCAAGCAGCAACCAUGGGCAAUAUGGCGCUGCGCAUAGAAUCAACGCGCGGUUGGAAUGUCGGUUACACUGCACACGGACCUAGGUGACAUAAAGAUCGAGCUGUUCUGUGAAACAUGUCCGAAGGCAGCCGAGAAUUUCUUGGCACUUUGUGCUUCCGACUACUACAACGGUUGCCUCUUCCACCGCAACAUCAAGGGCUUUAUGGUGCAGACAGGUGACCCUACAGGUACAGGAAAAGGAGGCGAAAGUAUCUGGGGUACCAAGUUUCCUGAUGAGAUUCGGGAUGAGCUGAAGCACAGUGUACGAGGAGUUGUCUCCAUGGCAAACAAUGGGCCCAAUACGAAUGGGUCGCAGUUUUUCAUCACGUACGCCAAGCAGCCGCACCUGGACCUCAAGUACACCAUCUUUGGAAAGGUCAUUGACGGCAUGGACACGCUCGAAGAGCUUGAAAAGGUGCCUGUGAAUCCAAAGAACUACCGGCCUCUUCGUGAUAUCAAACUGAAUUCUAUCACUAUUCAUGCUAAUCCUUUUGCACCAUAAGUAUUUAGUGCCUUUCAUUAAAUGAAACUGUCACUGA